AUUUUCAUUUCAAAGAUGCCUGUCGUGGACUGUAAAUUUGAUCUACCAAUAAUGGAUAAUGCAAACAAAAAGCAAAAUAUUCAUAAUGAUAAAGAGAAAGAAAAAGAGAAUGAAAGAAAAAAUCUGGAUCAAGGAAUUUCAAAAGAAUCAGAUUUAGAUGUAUUAUAUACAACUCGAUUAGAUUCUACAAGUCAGGAAGAUGUUGAAAAAAAGAUUCAGUGUCUGAAGCAUUUAUUGGAAAAGGAUCUAAGAGCAGCUGAUUUAAAAUGGUCCUUAUUUGUAGCAGCUUGCAAUACAUAUCGUUACGAUACUUGCUUAAAACCAUUUCCAUCAAUGUAUAUAAAAAAUGAAUGCAAAGACAUUGAAGCUCUGAGGAGAGCAAUAGAAAUAAUUCCCCCAUUGGCUGUAAUAUUUAAAGCAUUAUCAGAACAAGAUGUAUAUGAAAGAUAUGGAACAGCUAUAGAUUUAUUACAUUGGGUUUUAGUACGUUUAAGAGACCCUUAUAUAAAAAGUAUUAAAAAAGAAAGUUAUGAUUCAAUAUUGAGAAAAGUACCUUCAGAAAUGUCAGUAGUUGCACCAAAUUUAAUAUUCCAAGUUACAAGUACAAAACAAUCCACUUCAGAAGACAGAUGGAAAACAAUUGCUGAAGGACAUUCAACUUUUUAUGCUUAUCAUGGUAGUCGAUUAGAGAAUUUUCAUUCUAUUGUACAUUAUGGUUUACAACAGAGUAUGUGUAAGAAGUCACUGUUUGGUAAAGGAAUAUAUCUUUCAAGUGAAUUAGGUGUAAGUUUACCGUACAGUCCAGUUGGCUAUGGAUGGGGAGGUAGUGUGCUAGGAAGUGAAAUGAGUUGUAUAGCUUUAUGUGAACUAAUUAAUCAUGCAGAUGUAAAAAUUGGAGAUUCAGAAAAUAAUGCUAGAAAUUUAGUCACAGAUUCCACAGGUGGAAGAGUUCCAAAUAAAUAUUAUUUGGUAACAAAUAGUGAAUUAAUAAGAGUACGUUAUCUUCUUAUUUACAGUCAACAAAUUCAUGCCACAAGAUGUACUGAUAAUAAGGGAUUAUUGGCAUGGUUCAAGCAACAUAAAUUAUUAACAUUUAAUAUUGUAAAUCAAGAAAAUGUUAAGAACCUUAAGUCCUCAGUGACUACAAUACCUGGAAAGACUAAAAGAGCUGCUUUGGGUGAAAUAGGUAACAAAGUGAAUACCUUAAGAGGUGUGGAGCCCAUUGAUAGAACUAGCUUGCUGACAAAAGAUAAUAAAAAAAUCACAGUUUCAAAACAAACUAUUAAAACAUCAGAAAAAGGAAUUGAGAAACUACCUAUCCAAAUAGUUAAACCUGUAAAAAAGGUUACAGUUUCUUAUGAAAAUAAUGUGGUGUCACUACCUCCUAAGGAGGUUCAGUCAUUCUCCUCAGAUCUGUUAGCAGUUGAGGAUAUUGAUGAAGAAGAUAGGAAUCCUAGUCUAGUUUCUAUUUAUAGUAAUGACAUUUAUGGAUAUUUAAGAACCUUAGAAAAUAUGUUUCCUAUCUCAAAAGGAUAUUUAGAUGGACAAGAAGUUACACCAAAAAUGAGAAGUGUACUUAUAGAUUGGUUAGUAGAAGUACAUCAACAAUUCCAUCUAAUGCAAGAGACAUUAUAUCUGACUGUUGCUACUAUUGAUAGAUUUUUACAGGCUUUUCGUUCAAUAGAUAGAAAAAGAUUACAAUUAGUUGGUGUGACAGCUAUGUUUAUAGCUAGCAAGUACGAAGAGAUGUAUUCUCCAGAUGUAAAUGACUUUGUAUAUAUCACAGAUAAUGCAUACUCAAGGAUAGAAAUAUUACAAAUGGAAAUGCUUAUUGUGAAAACAUUAGAUUAUUCUUUUGGUAGACCAUUACCCUUACAUUUUUUGAGAAGAUACAGCAAAGCUGGAAAGGCUCUUCCAAUACAUCAUACAAUGGCCAAAUAUUUUCUAGAACAAAGUUUAGUGCAUUAUGAAAUGUGUCAUUAUCCACCAAGUCUUAUUGCAGCUGCAGCAAUAUAUUUAGCUUUCCUAAUUAUUGAUAAUAAUGACGAGGACGAGCAUAAAAUUGUUUGGACCAAUACCUUGGCACAUUAUAGCACUUAUUCUAAGGACGACGUGUUUCCCGUGGUACGGGAAACAGCGAGUAUUAUAGUUAAUGCGGAUAAGAUCAAAUAUCAAGCUGUAAGAAAGAAGUACGCCCAAUCGAAAUGCAUGAAGAUCAGCACACGACCGGAACUUAAAUCAGCAACGAUAUUUGCUAUAUCCACUGCGGAUAAUAAAGCAAUAUAAUAUUCAAUUUAUAAAAUAAUUACAGUGAAACAUUGGUUUGUUCAAUAUUUCAUUGGACAAAAUAAAUACACAUAUAGGAUAAUACAUCUUUAAAAGGAGAAAUACAUGAAAUGAGUAGACGAAAUAAAAAGAA
This is a messenger RNA of Apis florea (little honeybee), 2419 nucleotides long. Its product is annotated as protein mono-ADP-ribosyltransferase PARP16. Gene Ontology annotation, molecular function: NAD+ poly-ADP-ribosyltransferase activity. Lineage: Eukaryota; Metazoa; Arthropoda; Insecta; Hymenoptera; Apidae. The record is from RefSeq and is a predicted model, not a curated record.